AUGAAUGAUUCUUCUGUCCUUGUUGAUGACUUCGCAGACCUACACGCUGCUGUGCCCAACUUCAACCUGGUAAAUCGAGCAAGUUUGGACAAGAUCUUGAAAGCCGAGAUCUUCAUCCACACAAACGGACAGUUCAGAGCAGCUCAUUUGAUUUUGGACUACAUUUCGAUCUCCAAAAGCUUUUUGGCGCCUAAGUGUGUCAUCAAAGCUAGAGAUCCUCAGCUGCAACGAAUCAGCGUAGCGGCCCUAAGUUUUCUACUCUCCGACCCUAAUCCAGAAGGCACACAAGCUGCUGAUCCUAUUCCUGAGGGCAUAUCAAAGGUAGCCUCACCACCACCACAAGCCACCGGAGUAGCCACUUCUUCCUGUCUUACCAGCACCGAAGAGGAAGAAGUAGUUGACGUUGUUCAAGCCUCCUUUCGAGCAAAGGAGAUUACCAACUCCACCGUGAAGGCCUCCACCCUGACCGCCUCCAAAACUCAAAUCGUCGCGCUUAAGAAUAAAUUGGAGGAGGCCGAGAAGGCGAAGGUCCAAGCAGAAAGGGCUCGGGAUCAAGCCGAGCAGGAUGGGUACGACGCCAGAGUGGCAGAGACCGAAGAAGCCCACAGGGCUGAGGUCGGGGUUGAGGCUUCAUCUACACAUAAGAAGGCAAAGAACGUCUACUACCCCCCUGCCAUCCGGCGGUCUGUUCCCUCUUUUUCGAGGAUUGAUGUCGAGCCCGAGGUGGCAGAGGUGAGCAAGGACAGCACAACCAACGUUACAACCUCCUCUGCCAACCUCUCCGAGGAGGCUAAGAAGCCCGGGGCUACCGAAAAAGAAAAGAACUCCAAUCAAGUGGUGGCCCCUGAUGCUCUUAAGCCCCCAACUACCUCCCAGGACCCUCCUAUAGAAAAAGAAGCAUCUAAAACAAUGGAGAUUGUCCUGGCUUCUCUGCCUCUACCUGCCAAGUCUGAUCCUGCAAGCAAAGGCCCUGAGGCCUCAGAAGCUGCAUCUGCUUAG
Molecule: messenger RNA, 999 nt
Organism: Quercus lobata
Lineage: Eukaryota; Viridiplantae; Streptophyta; Magnoliopsida; Fagales; Fagaceae
Exons: 4
Coding region: 1-999 (332 amino acids)
Source: RefSeq, a predicted model, not a curated record